CAACAGAAGAACACAUGAAAACCCCUCGUACAUCUACAGCUCAUGGUCCUCAGACUGCAGGAGUUCAGGCUGGAACUUCAGAGAUGGAGUGGGUUCCUCCAGCUCACAAACCUCCUGAUCUUUCUUCUGUAGCUACACCAUCUAAAGAGUCCUCUCCUCUGUCCAGCCUCCCUUCAUCCCUGCAGCUUACAGUCAGUCCAGAAAACACAGCGUUCCUGCCACUCCUUCAAGCAUUAGUCUACCUCCUCCUCAAACUCUUCCUCACCUUCAUCCUCCUCUUCCUGCCACGCACACAGCAACGAAGAGCUUCCACCAAACCCGACUGCUCCUUCCACAGCGGCCCGUGCCUGAAAGACCGACACAUUGUCAACGGGCGUACGGGUCGUCGUUCGACCCUCAUCUGCCCCGAGCGACUUAAAGAUUUUGGAGCUGAGGAAUACCUCAACGGAGACGUGAAGGUCUUUGAGACCAGAGUCACAGAAGCACCAGAGGUCCAGUUAACAUCCACACCCAAACCUUCAGCUAAGAAAGGCACAGAGAGCGAGUCCGCAUCUAAACCAGCGAGCGAGUCUCUCCGCUUUGAGGACAUCAGCGCUGCGGCCUUUCAACUCCAAACGUCUGGAAUUCAGAAAACUCCCUGCAGCUACUCUAGACUCUCCAAACAGUAUGGGGUGGAAAUUUACCUGAAGAAAGAGCAUCUUCAUUACACUGGAUCUGUGAAGGAGAGAGGAGUUCUGUACUUGCUGUCCUCAUUACAACAGGAACAGCAGAAGAAGGGUGUGAUCGUGGCCACGGACUGUAACUUCUCAAUGGCAGUGGCUCAUCACGCUGUAGAGAUGAGGAUUCCAGUAUUCGUCAUCAUGCCGGCACAAACCUCCCCGGCCCGGCUUCGUAUGUACAGAGACUACGGCGCCAUGGUGAUCUCGUACGGCAGCACUGCCCGAGACUCGGCCAAUCACGCUCGUCAUCUCGCCAAAGAGAACGGAUAUCUGUGUCUGGAGGAACAUGACAACAGUGUUUAUCUGGCUGGUCUGGGUACAGUGGGGAUUGAGAUCUGUGAGCAGGUGUCUAAACUAGACGCUGUCAUCGUUCCUGCGGGCGGUCACUGCGGUCUGCUGGCAGGGACGGCGGCUGCCAUCAAACAUCUGAACCCUCGCAUCCGUGUCAUAGGAGCUGAACCAGAGGAGUUUCCACUUCUACUGCAGUCGCUCAAAACAGAUUCACCUAUCAAAGAUCUCUCCUGUAACCCCAAUAAAAAACUUUACAGAGAUUUAGUGGAGCACUCGCUGGGGACGCUGACAUUUCAGCUGGCUAAGAAAAUGGUGGACAAAGUGAUUUCUGUGAGGGAGACAGACGCUCUGUUGGCCAUGUUGAGAUUUCAGGAGUAUGAACACUCGACCGUGGACACCGAGGGAGCGAUGGGUUUGGCUGCUAUCUUAGCCGGUCAACUGCCAGAACUUAAAGGCAAAAGGGUUGCUAUAGUGGUGAGCGGUGCUAACAUGGAUCUGGACGUGAUGAUGCAGUGUGUGGAGCGAGCUUUGGUCCUAGAUGAACGAGUCACUCGCUUUACUGUACAGAUGGGCGACUGGCCUGGAGACAUGGCCAAACUACUGGACGUACUGGCUCGAGAAGACGUCCGGCUGUUGGAUGUUUGUCACAGGAGAUACAGUGAUAAAUCCGAUCUCUUUAAAGCUCAGGUCGAGUGUGUUGUUGAAACAUCUGAUAAAACUCAGAACUGUCAACUUAGACGAACGCUGUCUGACCGAUACCCAACACUGCGCUGGCUGGACUGAUGAAAGAUGAUCAACACACACACACUACACUACACACACACACACACACACACACACACACACACAAACAAUUAUCUCAGCAUUGCAAUUAAACUGCUGCUUAGAUCCAUGUGAUAAAACAUUUAGAAAGAAAACACAUCUUACAAAUACUAUUAUUAUUAUUAUUAUUAUUAAUAUCAUCAUCUUCACCAUCAUUAUCAUCAUCAUCAUUAUCAUCAUUAUUAGUAAUAUUAUUAGUUGACAAAUAUACAGAUCUCCAGAUUGUAUUCAUUCUUAUCAGUUUUUUGCUGUAUAAAUACUUUUGUUUAUAGUUAUUAUUUUAAACUAGCUGU
Molecule: messenger RNA, 2125 nt
Organism: Paramisgurnus dabryanus
Lineage: Eukaryota; Metazoa; Chordata; Actinopteri; Cypriniformes; Cobitidae
Product: L-threonine ammonia-lyase
Biological process (GO): L-serine catabolic process; L-threonine catabolic process
Molecular function (GO): L-serine ammonia-lyase activity; threonine deaminase activity
Source: RefSeq, a predicted model, not a curated record